AUGGCCACUGAUAUGGAAGCCAACGCCUCGCAGCUGGGACUAUCAGCGCCUGCGUCCUCAGCACCAUUCACCACACCACCACCACCGUCGCCAUCAUCAGAGCAAUCGUCUUCUUCAGCCCCCAACGCCGCCGCCGCUGCCUCCCUCCCCUCCCUCUGGGCGCGCCUCUCCGACCGCCUCUCCCAAGCCUUCCGCGCCCUCCUCUCCCCUCCCCCCUCCCGCGCCUCCCGCUCGUCCCCCACGCUCCCCUCCUCUCGAGCCUCCCCUUCCGCCUCUUCCCCCUCCGCCACUUCCCCUUCCGCCCCUCCCCCCUCCGUCGCUUCCGCUUCCGCCACAGCUCCCUCCGCCUCUGCCAAAUCCCCCCCUUACACGAAGGAGAAAGCGGGUGUGGGGGAAGCGGGGGAAGGGGCAGGGGGCGCGGGCGAUGAGGGAAGGGGGAGCAGUCUGGCGCGGCUGGUGGGGGAGGUGCGCGCCAAGGGGUCGCUGCUAGAGGCGGCGGACGAGGCGCUGGAGGAGGAGAGCCGCUGGCUGCAGAGCAAGGCGGACGAGUUGGCAGCUUCGAUCCGCGGGCGCCUCUCAGUGGACGACGUGCAAGCAGUGGUGGGCGCGGCGGUGGGGAACGUGCAGACGGAGCUGGUGCGCGCGCGCAGGCGCACAAAGCAGCUGCUAGCGCAGCUGGAGAUCAAAGACACGGAGCUGCGCUUGCGGCGCGAGGAGUGGGAGAAGGAGCGCGCCGCCAUGGUCGCCACGUUAGAUGCGCUCGUCAGGAAAGGCACACUCGGGGGAGCGGGAGCAGGGCGGAGCGACGGGGGGGAAGCGGGGGGAGCGGGGGGGGCAGCGGGAGCGGCUGGGGCAGCGGUAGAAAUGGUAGGGGACGCGGGGGAAGGACGACGAGGUGUGGGCGAUAGCAUGAGUUUUGUGGGCGGCGCCUCGUUGACGGCGCCUGUGGAGGCGAUGACACGUGGCAUGAGCCUGACAGACGCGAUGAUGAGGAUCUUAUCCCUAGAGGCGGCUGUAGCGCGCGCGGAGGAGGCGGAGCAGGCCACUUCCGUGCGGCUAGAGCGCGUAGCUGACGUGUUAGGGUGCGAAAUCGCGAAGCUGAGAAAGGACAAGAAGUCGAUCGAGAUCCGGGCGCAGAUGCUGACGUGGCGGCUGGAGAUGAUGCAGCAGAAGCUGGAGGGGUUGCUGGGCGGGCUGAUGGAGAUCCGGGGCGCGCUGAUUGGUGGAAAGGUGGAGCUGGGGGUUCAGCUAUUGGAGGAGCUUGUCUUUGAUGUGGAGACGUGGACUAGGCAGGGGAGGAAGCUUAUGGAAAAGGAGAUGGCUGGGUGGGAGGGCGGGAAAGGGGCUGGGGAAAGAGGGGAGAGAGACUGGAAGGCGGGGCAGGCGGGGAGGAAGGAGGACGGGGAAGGGCGGGAGGGAGUGAGGAUUGAGGUGGGAGAAGGGGGAGUGGAGGGAGAGGAGGGAGAGGGUGGUGUAGUGAGUGUGAGGGCUGGGUGGUGGAAGGAGGGUCCACCGGGGGAGUGGAGUGUGUAUGAGGAGAGGGAGGAUGGGCGGCUAGUGGAGCUUGGUGAGGAGAGGAGGGAGCAGGAAGAGAGGAGGAAGGUUGAGGAGGAGGAGGAGGCGGCUAGGGAGGCGGAGGAGAGGGAGAGGCGGAGAUUGCUUGAGGAGGAGAGGGGGAAGGAGGGGGUAGUAGAAGAGGAGGAUGGAGAGGAAGUGAGUGAGAAGGAGGGGAAGAGCGAGAGUGAGAGGGAAGCAGGGGCAGUAGAGAUCCCUGUUCCACAGGGAGAUGACGUUGACCAGGCAGAAGAGAAGGCUGACGCGGGCCAAUCACGAGAAGACGCUGACGUGCAGAUAGGUGGCAGUGAGGUAGGAGAGGAGGGGGCAGGUGGGGUGGAGGAGACGAGCGGAGAGGAGGGGAGUGGGGGGUUGAGUGAACCUGAGCGUGGGCAACCAGGUGGGGGGGAGGAGGGGAUGCAAGAGGAAAGUGGGGAGAGGCGAGAGGGGGGUAAGGACGAGGAGGGUGGGAGUGGGGGGGGGUCUGAGGAGAGUAGCAGUCAAACGUGGGAUGGUGGUGUGGCACAAGGCGCGGGUGAGAGUGAGGGAGCAGCUGAGGAGGAGCAGGAGAGGGGGGUCGAGGAGGAGGAGGAGAAAGAGAGGGACGUAGAAGAGGAGAGGGAGAAGGAAGAGAGGGAAGCAGAGGAGCAUGGAGAGGAGAAUGGAGAUGAGGAGGGUGGGGUAGUGGUUGAGGAGGAGCAAGUAGAGCCGGAGCAUGGAGAGCUGGAGAGCAGCAGGCCAGAAGAGGUGCAAGAGAGUACCGUAAGUGAAGAUCCCGACUCGCUGUCUUUGUCAUCUUCUGAGGGGGCUUCAAAGGAAGAACAAGAGGCACAAGGAGAGGAAUUUGAAGGGCAGGAGGGACAAGGGGAGCAAGCGGAUGGGGCGGCGGCGGAGAAGGAGCGGGCGGCAGGAGUGACGCUGUACUACGAGACAGGGUGGCAGGACGUGUUUGUGCACUUCUGUGCGGAUGGUGCGGUUUGGACUGAUGUGCCGGGGUUGAGAAUGGACGACUCGCCUCUCAUUGGCUUGAAUGGACUGCCCCUCAAGGUGAUCACCCUGCCAGUGACUGCAAUGGAAUUCGUCACCAACAACGGGGGCACGGACUGGGACAGUCCACCCCUCGGGGGUAACUAUACUAUCAACGGCCCAGGGAUAUACCUUCUCAGAAAGGCAGGCUUUCUGAGCACUACCAUGGUUGAUAUCAAGGCCGCUUUUACAACCACGACUGGGUGGACAUCCGCGCAACCAUCUAGACCGUUCAUCGACAUGAUUCACGGCGUUUCUGCCGUCGAUAUCCGCCACGUGUUCAAUCUUAUGGACCGGGACCGCGACGGGCGAAUCUCAACCGUUGAGUUGGCCUCAGUUCUUGCGAGCCUUGGCGAAACACGACCGGACGACAUGGCGCGAAGGAUGAUGGCACAAGCAGACACUGACGGUGACGGCUUCGUUGACUUUAACGAAUUUCUCGCCGUGAACAAAGCUUGUGUUGGCGUUACUGGUUCUGGUCGCGUUGCCGCAGGCUCACGGAUUAGCAGCGGGAGGAGCGGCAGCACGGGCAGUCGCGGAAGCAGCAUGGAAGAAUUGGAAAUUCCUCGUUACGGAAACGAGGCUGGGGCUGGCGAGAUUUGCUUGGCUUCGGCUGGCGACGCUGACAUGGCGGUCGUGGAUUCGCCCGAUUCUGACUCCGCAUCGAUGGACGAUCUCCUCGCAGCGUUUCGUUCGUUCGACAAAAACGGCGACGGUUACAUCACGCCUGACGAACUUCGCGAGAUGCUUUUGCGAAUUGGUGCUGGCGAAGAUAACGACGAUGGAGACGUGUCAUUGGCGGAAUGCGAGAGGAUGAUUCGCAGGGUUGACGCGGACGGGGAUGGCCGAGUGUGCUUCUCGGAGUUCGUGAACAUGAUGAGUGGUGAUAAUAACGGAUUGAGCAACAGUUGCUGA
This is a messenger RNA of Closterium sp. Yama58-4, 3495 nucleotides long. NCBI's taxonomy places the organism in Eukaryota, Viridiplantae, Streptophyta, Zygnematophyceae, Desmidiales, Closteriaceae. The record is from the annotation of a GenBank genome assembly.